AUGAGUGAAGAAAAGGAAGACUUCGUUACGGAAACGAUGAGCGAUACAGCGGAAGAUAAGCACAAGUCAAGUAGACGAAGUCAAUUAUGGCGUUCUCGCCAAAAAACAAAAGCCAAACGUCGACAAUUACUGAAAUGUAUGGCAUUAAAAGAAAAUAAUUCUCCAACAGAAAUAAUUGUAGAAACCGAAGUUGAAAAUCCUGCAGAACCAUCCUGCAAAAUCCUUAAAAAAACACCGCAGCCGUCAACAUCACAGCCACAACCAUCGAGUAGUAAAGAAACAACACCGCAACCAUUACAGCCAAUACAGCCAAACACUACAUUAUGUAAUCGAAUCAAACCUGCUCAAUUGAACAAGCCACCACCAACACUUGAACAGCUAACCGAAGAAGUACGAAGAUUAAGAGAGAUAGUUGCGGAUGAGAAAACAUCCGUGGUCGAGGACAAGGACGUGGACGAGGACGAGGACGUGGACGUGGAAGAGGAAGAGGAAGAGGAAGAGGACGAGCACCA
Molecule: messenger RNA, 512 nt
Organism: Pseudomyrmex gracilis
Lineage: Eukaryota; Metazoa; Arthropoda; Insecta; Hymenoptera; Formicidae
Product: hematopoietic lineage cell-specific protein-like
Exons: 4
Source: RefSeq, a predicted model, not a curated record